CGUCAUUGUUCAGACAAGACAAGUCAGAGCGGCGCGUGUUUUGAAAAAGUUCUCAUCGUUUAAAACCGUCACGCACACUGUUGCAGUAAAGGUGAAUAUGUCUCUGGUAUUAAUCGACCUUGAGAUGGAGAGCUACCUCGCUGAUACUGAAAGCACCAGAAAAAAACCACAAGAGUCACCUUCAGGGUUCAAGGCCACCUUUGAACAUGUCAGCCUCGGGGGUCAAUGUCACUUGGAUCUUAAUACAGUCAAGGCUGAGAAUACUGAUCAAAACGGGAACCAAGUAAAUGUAGGUUGUGACAACGCUGAGGAGAAGACAAAAUGUAAGAAGGCAAAAGAUGCACAGAAGACAAAGGAUGCACGGAAGACAAAGGAUGCACAGAAGACAAUGGAUGCAAAGAAGACAAUGGGUGCAAAGAAGGCAAAUGAUGCCCAAAAGACAAAGGAUGCAAAGAAGACAAUGGGUGCAAAGAAGGCAAUGGGUGGAAAGAAAACAAAGGGUGCAAACAAGGAAAAAGAUGCAAAGAAGAAGAAUGAACGAGACACGGAGAAAGUGGUAAAGGAGGCCAAGUGGGGAACUCUCCGCCGUGUCGUACAAGCGUUAACACUGCGGGUACCUGUCACGUCCACAUCUCCACUCAACAGUGACGACCUCGGUUGCGACGACAUCAGUUUUGAUGGUCACCUGUUCGAGUACGCCUCUCAUCCCCCUGUCAUCCCAAAGGUUGACGUUCCCCGCCUCCGUCUUCGGCCGACGCUGAGAGAGAGACUUUACAACAUCGCCCACAACUUCUUCCGAUGUGGAUCAAUGAAACCAAACAACCAAUACACCUUAGAUUAGAACCGGUCAUUUCUUCUCGUCGUUGCCCCCAGUACCACGUGCUUGUCGUAAGAGGCGACUAAAUGAGGAUCAAGUGGCCACACUGUGUGACCUGGUUGAUUGUAUGUCACCGUACCCCAGUAGCGUGGAUAGGUGGUCAUGCCAUCAACCACUGGUUUGCCUGUCCCAGACUUAAUAUCU
Messenger RNA from Haliotis rubra (blacklip abalone), 1021 nucleotides. RefSeq names its product cylicin-2-like. Lineage: Eukaryota; Metazoa; Mollusca; Gastropoda; Lepetellida; Haliotidae. The transcript has 5 exons. The record is from RefSeq and is a predicted model, not a curated record. Bases 98 to 841 code for a protein of 247 amino acids.